AUGAAGUGUUUGCUUUUGGUGUUUUGCAGUGUUAUUGCCGCAUCUGCGGUUAACCUGCCAGGAGUGCCAGUGGACUUCGACUUGGACAAUAAGGUGCUGUCAGCCAUAGCCGAUGAUGUGGCUGGGCGUUUGGAGCAGGAGUACAUGACCUUUUGGAAAACAGGAGUCGAAACACCGGCAUUUAAAAAGCUAACACAACAGCUGGCCAAGGCGCAUACCAAAAAGGACAUAUUUACCAAAAAUCUGCCCGAACUGGAGGCGCGCGAUAGCUUUGUGGUCUGCACACUAUGUCGCUCGGUUAUGAACGUGUUCAUCCGCGCCGUACGCGAGGAGGAUGGCGAGUUGAAUGGCGAAAACAGCGCAGCGAUAAUGAAGGACAUUGCGAUGGAUGUGUGCAAGCGCAUGGAGCUGCAGACAGCGGAGGUGUGCGAGGGCUUGAUCGACUUCAAUCUUCCCACUUUUGAAUACAUAAUGCGCAACUCGGAAAUGGAUUCGCAAAGCUUCUGCUCGCUCUUCAUGGAGGUCAGUUUCUGCAAUACGGGUACCAAUCCAGCCUACAACUGGACCCUCACCGUGGACAACAAGGUUGAAGAGCUCAGCAGCUCCAAGUCGGACACACCACAUCAGAGCGACAAUGACUUCAAAAUAUGUCAGUUCACUGACAUACACCACGAUCCGCUAUACGAGCCGGGCAGUCUCGCCACCUGCGCUGAGCCAAUGUGUUGCCAGCGUGAGAAGAGCACCACGGAGGGCACCAGCGAUGCUGCAGGCUUCUGGGGCGAUUAUCGUAACUGCGAUUUACCCUGGCGUGCAUUUGAGUCGGCGCUGGAUCAUGCAGCUAAAACUGUGGACUGCACAUACAUCUAUCAAACUGGCGAUGUUGUUGAUCACAUGGUCUGGGCAACGUCCGUGAAGAAGAAUACUGAGGUGUUGACCAAGGUUAGCGAUCAGUUUACCAAGGUAUUUCCAGAAGUGAAAGUUUAUCCUUGCAUUGGUAAUCAUGAGCCUCAUCCACUCAAUCUCUUUAGUCCCGAAGGAGUGCCGGAUGAGAUUAAUACCAAGUGGCUGUAUGAGCACUUGUACAAUGACUGGUCCAAAUGGCUUCCAGCAGAGACAAAGCAGACCAUUCUGAAGGGUGGCUAUUACACGGUUUCGCCAAGAAAGGGUUUCCGCAUCAUUGCACUGAAUGGCAAUGACUGCUAUACGGACAACUUCUGGCUGUACCACAGUGGCAACGACAAGAUUCCACAGCUGCAGUGGUUCCACGACACACUGCUGGCAGCCGAGGCUGCCGGUGAGUAUGUGCAUGUCCUGACCCACAUACCCUCGGGCGAUGGUACCUGCUGGUCGGUGUGGGCUAGGGAAUAUAACCGCUGCAUUACCCGCUUCCACAAGACCAUAAGUGGCAUCUUUAACGGUCACUCGCACAAGGAUGAGCUGGCGGUGCACUAUUCGGAUGAGGGUCACGCCACGGCUGUUGCUUGGAAUGGUGGCGCCUUGACCACAUACAGCUACAAGAACCCCAAUUACAGGGUAUACUCAGUGAAUCCGGACACCUACGACGUAACCAACCAUCAAACCUACAUUUACGACUUGAACGAAGCUAACAAGAAGCCCGACGAGCAGCCCAAUUGGUUUUUGGAGUAUGACUUCAGCAAGGAAUUCACCGAGGAUCUGAGUCCUGCGGGCAUUGACAAAUUGCUGGAUGAAUUCGCAGACAAACCAGAUCUAAUGCGCAAGUAUUGGCGCUUCAGGGUGACCUCGGCGGAGCCCAAAUUGACUGAAGGCUGUGGUCGCGAUUGCCUGGCCAGUUCGCUCUGCCGCGCUGCAGUCACGGUGAACAACCAGCGGGAACGCUGUGAGGAGCUAAGGACACGUCUCUUUGAAGCCCUGGACAAUGAGGAGAGCAAGCCUGAAGACCAGGAUGAUGGAGCCGCUGCGCUUAGCGUUUUGAGCCUUGGCUCGCUGUUGGCUCUGGUUCUCUCCGUGAGAAUUGGCUUCUAGAGACUUUUAUCUAUAAUAUACUAUUGAUAAGUUAUAUAAUCGCACAUUCCAUUUUAUUUUUUUAAUAUUACGAUUAAGUGCAAAAUCCAAAAUACAUUCA
Molecule: messenger RNA, 2104 nt
Organism: Drosophila novamexicana
Lineage: Eukaryota; Metazoa; Arthropoda; Insecta; Diptera; Drosophilidae
Product: sphingomyelin phosphodiesterase
Exons: 4
Coding region: 1-2004 (667 amino acids)
Biological process (GO): sphingomyelin catabolic process; ceramide biosynthetic process
Cellular component (GO): lysosome
Molecular function (GO): acid sphingomyelin phosphodiesterase activity
Source: RefSeq, a predicted model, not a curated record